Messenger RNA from Marchantia polymorpha subsp. ruderalis, 3666 nucleotides. Lineage: Eukaryota; Viridiplantae; Streptophyta; Marchantiopsida; Marchantiales; Marchantiaceae. The record is from the annotation of a GenBank genome assembly.
AUACUAUUUUACGGGCCAUAAAGAUUAUAUCUGUCAAGCUACGUGAGAGUAGGUGGUGGUCGUCGUUCUCGUUCUGCCAAGGCUCAGCGAGUCGGUAAUGCCCAGUUCUCCAGUUCUCUUUUCGGGCUAAGCAACCCAGCCAGACGUGCAUUCUUACAUCUGAGUCUGUUUUCUUUUUCUCUCCCUUGGACCCGAUACUUUCUCCGCGCGCCCAGACCGAAGCACUUGACGAGCGGCAGAUCUCGAGUGGACCCGAUGUGCGAUAAAAUACACAAUGUUCCCUGUCUCACUCUCUUUCCCUCUCGCUCUCGGAUUUUGACUCUCCACUACGGAACAAGAAAGAUUUCGUCUGGAGAUCGUUAUCAAAUUGCGAAGUGCGCUCUACAUACAAAUGUGCUCCGUUGGGUCCAUAAUUGUGAACAGGUGGCCGCCCAGUGUGAUCUUCAGGCGGUUCUUCAGCCUCCAUUGCAGUCGAGCCCGGGUCCGGGGAAGUAGAAGUCGUCCGUCCUCCUUUAACUGCACUUCUUCUCUGCUGCAUAGAAUCUGCGGUAGGAAAGUAUAAAAUCCGUCACGCGGAGCGGGGAGAGUAUGAUUUCGUGUAUGACGUCCUCGUGACCCGGUUGCCUCCACCGCACGGCUAUGCAGGAGGGAAUCAGUGCUGGUAAGAGACUGGAAAGAGAAAAUUCCGGGUCGAAACGAGCCCGGAAAACUUCGCAGCGCCGUAUCGUAUCGGGGAUCAAGGAAGGGCAGCAAUUUGAGUGCAGGGUGUGCAUGAUUCUGCUCAUACGUUGCGACGGGCGAAAGGUUCAUCGGCGUGGACGGUGGAGGUAUUGCACGUGGUAGUUGUUGACGCCGAGGCCAUUGCAAUUACUCCCACACGUGUCUGGCUAAGAUGCUUUGACUUUGACUGUACAUAUCUGAGGACGAGACGGGGCGUUGCAACGUUGCAGCUUCUUGGCUUCGAAGCUGAGGCGACUGCAGCUGCUCAGCAUGUUGGCCCCCUUUGGUUGUGUGUACACGAAAGCAUCUCCAUCCCUUUCCACUAGUACAGUACAGUAUUGUAGCGAAUUUCCAAAGACUUUGAAUCGUGCCACCCUUUCAUGAGAGAACCAUCCACUCCGUGAAAUCCAACUAUGCUGGGCUCAUUCAUUAAGCACGAAAUCUUUUUGCCAAGGUGUGGAGGCAAGCUACUACGGGAGAGAAAGCGAGGCCACAGCAUGCGACGAUAAGUUUCGCCCUUUCCAUUGAUGCACUGACUUCCCAUCCCAUGCCUUCUAGUCAAAACUCAUGCUUUUCUAGAAGCGAUCAUUGCCACUAAAUAACAUAUUGUAAGUCCAUUUGAUUCUGCAGUCUACGGGUGGCAAAUUUCCAAGAAGUCCGUGUCUAUUGCAUUGGUGGAAGUAGAGUCACACAAAGGAAGAAGAGGGCUGCGAAACGGAGGUAUCUUGAGGCAUAUCCUGGAGAACCUUGAAGAGAUCAUCGCCAAUGUCCGCCACUCUUUUCAGAGGAGUUAUUGCCACGAGGAGAACCACGCACCCACUUCACAAGGUCAGGAUGACCCUUAGAUUUCGCGGUCUACAAAUAUUAUACCAUUUGUUGCCCUCAAGUAUCGACGAUAUUAAUUUCAACAGAAAACGUACGGGCAAUCCCAUCCAGCUUUACACAAUAGAAUGUCAUGAGACCAAUAUAGCACGGCAAUUAUCUCACUGGAUGAGCUGCUUAGAGAUGAUCUAUGAUGAAUAGAUGCAAGGAGGAGGGCAGCUGGAGCAUAGUCUUCCUCACAAGCUACUUUGGCCUUGCAGCCCGGAAACAUUCCUGCUGCUAAUUAGCUGUAGAUUCCUUCUGAGACCAGCAGAAUUGAUCAAAGGGUGUGCUUGUAGGCGACAACUCGGCCUGGCUUCUCCCCCGAAGAUCUUGCCUACGUCUGGCCCUGGAGCGUUUGGCCUUAACUACAAGGAAGCAGAGGACAAUCACCUUCAGCUCCAUCGCAGCGUGGGGAUGGAUGGAUGGUAAGCAGGCCGUCAAAAGAAGAGAGAGAAAGGUCAGCAGUUCGAGGCAGCGUCAUGGAAAACCGGAGCCCGGAAUCGCUGUUUACGUCUGCAGUAACGUCUGUACGAAGCAGUUGAAUGUGAUGUGGCCCAUGGCCGCUACAGGCUCCACUGUGCUGGGCUCGACUGUUCGAUCGACGAUCGGUUUGGAAUCAACAUCUGGCACAUCUGGUUGUAAUCUUUUAUUCUCCAGGCUGAUGACGGCUUCCGAUUAUUCUGUAAGGCUUCGCGUUGCUCGGUGGUUGAUCUGUUCAGAUCGCCUGGAAUGCCAAGGAGCAUAACAAGGUACUGACUUCCCAGUCUUGCGGCGCAUUUUGAAACUCGGAACGGAGGGGAGGACGCUUCAGAUGGUCCUAGAUAAGAAUGAAGAGUUCUGUACGUGCCUGAACACGGCUGAAGGACUGAAAAAUCUCUAUGGCCAGUCCCGUGAGGAAAAUAAUCUUUUCUCUGGCAUAAAGCGCUGUACCUCACGAUGACAGUGAAUUGCAAAAUGGGCGGUAGCUUGACUGACGUGAUGAGCCGCGAAGGUUUGGACAGGGGCACAGUUUCCAGACGACCAGAGGAAUCUCGUCGCUGUGGGCACCGUGACUGGCUUAGAGAGCCACCCGAGUCAGUCUCAAACUCCAUUCAUCAUUCCUCCUUGCAGUGCCGGCUUCACUCUGCAGUCAUUCGAGGCUGGAGCUAGUCAAGCUCAUUGGGCUAAAAUGAAAAGAACAAUGACUGCAAGCUCCGCUAUCCAACCCCACCCCGCUGUGGAAUGAAUUCAGGACCCCGGAUCCGAACUGCAUGGCGGAGAGGAGGUGCGCAACGGAUCGGUAAGCCAGAGUCUGGAUCUAGUGAUCAGGCGGGAGCAAACCUACCAGCAGCCGGAAAGUAAUUGAGGGCUGUAAGAGCAGUAGACAAGGAGUCGGCGCCUGAUGCGCUCUCGUGGUCCCCGCCUGCCUGGGUGCCUGGACCUCCGCCCUACGCUACCCACAGAUUGCCAUGUCGAUCUCGUGCAGCGGAGUUGAAGAACGCUUCCUUUGCCAGACCUCGUCAAUCCUCAUUUCAGCCUUGCUGCCAGCGUUCUCAUGGCAACGCAAAUUACAGCGUGAUGGUGACCGCCCGUGCCUUUCAUAGUAAGCCAGCCGAACAAUUAUAGGACAACGCAAGCGAUGCAUCACCUCAACCCGAGGGAUCUUGAAAAUUUUAAGGCUGCAAUCUUUCUCCUCCAGCAUAUUUCCUUCGGCUUUCCCGCAGCAAAUGUCCUCGAGUCGAUAGGUACUGUCGAUGUGGUAGAUGGGGCGAUAAAGUGAGGUUCGUGUCACCACAAACACGCAGUAGUGGUUCCCUGAGUCCCAAUGGCAUUCAUAUCUCGGCACGUUCGACCAAGCAUGGCGAUGUCUGGUGCAGGCCCCGGACAGUACGGUCAGUAACGACAAUGUCCUCAUUCCUGAUGACAGCAAAUUAAUAUAAUAUUACAGUAUACAUGUUCAAUGACGUACGAACAUGAGCUAGGGAGACUCAUACUGACACCAGUGCGCGUACUGCUUGGAGCAUAUUCAAACCUCUGCCAGAUUUCUACAUCCUGGUUUCCAAGAUUAAAAGAGAGCAAGGCUUAUUUGUCAUUACUUAUUUG